Molecule: messenger RNA, 2812 nt
Organism: Ruditapes philippinarum (Manila clam)
Lineage: Eukaryota; Metazoa; Mollusca; Bivalvia; Venerida; Veneridae
Product: EH domain-containing protein 3-like
Exons: 2
Coding region: 99-1715 (538 amino acids)
Biological process (GO): endocytosis; endosomal transport
Cellular component (GO): plasma membrane; cytoplasm
Molecular function (GO): protein binding; GTP binding; calcium ion binding
Source: RefSeq, a predicted model, not a curated record
AUGAUUUCCGGUUGUGAGUGAGUCGUGUACACUCCCAACUACACAAAACUGUCAAAUACUAUUUUUUUUUAUCAAAGUUGGAAUUAAUUUGAGACAAGAUGUUGCGGUGGUUAUCUGGGGACGACAAGCGUCGUAAGGAGCCGGAGGUUUUUGACACUGUGGCUGAAGGUUUGAAGAAAAUUUAUAGACAAAAGUUGCUUCCACUAGAAGAAACUUACAGAUUUCAUGAUUUCCAUUCACCAAAGCUUGAUGAUCCCGAUUUUGAUGCUAAACCAAUGAUUUUACUUAUUGGUCAGUAUUCCACUGGUAAAACAACUUUUAUUAGGUAUCUUUUGGAGCAAGACUUUCCAGGUAUACGUAUAGGUCCAGAACCAACAACUGACCGGUUCAUUGCUGUAAUGGGAGGAGAUCAGGACGGUGUUAUUCCAGGUAACGCCGCAGUUGUAGAUCCAUCUAAACAAUUCCGACCAUUAACUAAAUUUGGGAAUGCGUUUCUUAACCGGUUCCAGUGUUCUACAGUGCAUAACCAAGUAUUGGACAGUAUCACUAUUGUAGACACUCCAGGCAUUUUGUCCGGUGAAAAACAAAGGGUCGAUCGUGGAUAUGACUUUCCUGGUGUCUUGGAAUGGUUUGCGGAAAGAGUUGAUAGAAUUAUUCUCUUGUUUGAUGCACACAAGUUAGAUAUAUCUGAUGAAUUCCAUCGUGCUAUUGAUGCUAUUAAAGGAUAUGAUGAUAAGAUAAGGAUAGUCUUAAAUAAAGCUGAUGGUGUUGACCAUCAACAGUUGAUGAGAGUUUAUGGUGCCUUAAUGUGGUCACUAGGCAAAGUUUUAAAUACUCCAGAGGUUGCACGGGUCUACAUAGGCUCAUUCUGGGACCAUCCCUUACAGCAUGAUAUGAAUAGAAAACUCUUUGAGCUGGAAGAAAAAGAUUUGUUCAGUGAUCUUCAAAGUCUUCCAAGAAAUGCGGCAUUGCGGAAACUGAAUGACUUGAUUAAGAGGGCAAGACUUGCAAAGGUUCAUGCCUAUAUCAUCAGUGCUCUGAAGAAAGACAUGCCUUCCAUGUUUGGAAAAGAUUCAAAGAAGAAAGAAUUGAUCAAGCAACUGGGCGAAACAUACACUAUGCUUGAAAAAGAGCACGGAAUCUCGAGAGGAGAUUUCCCAAAUCUGAAGCGUAUGCAAGAGCAACUGCAGUCCGAAGAUUUCACCAAAUUUCAUCAACUACGGCCGAAAUUGAUUGAAACUGUUGAUAAAAUGUUGGCAACAGAUAUUGCAAGGUUGAUGGAAAUGAUUCCACUAGAAGACCAAAACAUGCAGAAUGAGAGACCAAAUGUAGAAGGAGGUGCUUUUGAGGCUUACAAUGAGAGUCCAUUUGGGUUUGGACGAGGGGAAGGGACAGACGCUGGAAAGGGCGAACAUGAAUGGAUCGUUGGACAGGAUAAGUACAAAUAUGAUGACGUGUUUACUAAACUAAACCCAAUAAAUGGCAAAAUAACAGGCGCUGCAGCAAAAGCUGAAAUGGUAAAAUCCAAACUGCCAAAUUCUGUUCUUGGUAAGAUUUGGAAGUUAGCUGACGUGGAUAGAGAUGGACAGUUAGACACUGAUGAAUGGGCGUUAGCCAAUCAUCUGAUUCAAAUAAAAUUAGAAGGACAUGAUUUACCAAAUGAACUUCCAGAACACCUGGUACCGCCAUCAAAGAAAAAUGGCUUCGCCGAUUGAUAGAUUGUUUUUAUAUUAGAAAUAACAAAUUAAAAGUGAUGUCUACAAACCAUGGUUUCUGUGAUGACACACUAAAUGCUUUCAAAACAGGGAGUUACAAGUUGUUUUCAUUAAAUCAAUACAAUUAGUGAUAUACAGUAAAGUGUAGAUAUGUGUAUGGACUUCAUUUUUGUAUGUACAUGUAUUGUGUAGUUUGUUGGUGCAGAUGACUGUGCAAUCUCAGUAUGCUAAAUGGCUUAAAUAUCUGACACUUAGUAUCUUAUUUAUCUAGCAAAGGUUGUUUUUGUUUUUGGUUUGUUUUUUUUUAGGUUGGGGGUGUUUGAAAGGCGUUGGGGGGACAACAUCCUGUUUGAAAUAAUAAGAUAGCUAGUCUAUGUCAGAUAGAGGUAUAGUUGUAUUAAGUUUGAAAUGGAGAAACAAAAAGUGUUGGUUUUUUAUUUUUAUAUAUAUAUAUAUACAUCUUUAUGUCCAAAGAUAAUGAUUUAAUGCUUUUUUGUGGCUUAAAGAGGUGCUUUUGUUAAUUUGAGUUGGUUAGCUAAGGCUGUGUAUGUUAAAAAUAAAUUGUUUACAUGGAUUUCUACUUCAAAAUUUGAUAUAAAGUUGGCUUUUGUAAUGUAACUUCAUCAGCAGAAUUUUUCUGUGAGUUUUCUCAACACUGUUGGAAUUAUGUAUUUUUUCAAAAGUGUAUAAUUAUGAAAUAUUCACACUAAAGCUGUAACCAAGAAUAUGCUGUUUGAAGUAUGUACUUCCUCUGCUAAAUGGCCUAUCAUUAAUAUUGAUAUACAUGAAUAUAUGUAUAUUCACAAAGCUAUGAUAAUUAUCGUUUAUGGAGCAAAUUUUUUCUUCUUUUUUUUUUCUGCAAUUUGCAGAACUUUUUUCUGGAUUAUUCAAAGCACUUGUAUUAAGUAUAUUUUUUUCUCAUCCAAAAGUUUGACGCUUAUUCUUAAUUGGAACUUAAUUGGCGACAUCAACAAAAAAAUAGAAAAUUGUAUUGUGCAGUACUUUAUAUGAGAUAAUUUAUAUAUGUAUAUAUGUGAACUAUUGUAAAUAUAAUGUAGCUUACAUACAUUUAGUUUAAAUAAAAUGAGUGCAAUGUA